Messenger RNA from Peromyscus californicus insignis, 8635 nucleotides. RefSeq names its product heparan sulfate-glucosamine 3-sulfotransferase 3A1 (gene Hs3st3a1). Bases 5054 to 6235 code for a protein of 393 amino acids. Gene Ontology annotation, molecular function: [heparan sulfate]-glucosamine 3-sulfotransferase activity. Lineage: Eukaryota; Metazoa; Chordata; Mammalia; Rodentia; Cricetidae. The transcript is spliced from 2 exons. The record is from RefSeq and is a predicted model, not a curated record.
GUCUCUAGCUCCCAUCGACACCUUCCUUCCCCAGGCCAGUCACGUAGUUUAUUCCAACUGAAACAUGGACUCUUCACAACACAGUACUGCCCUCUGGUCCCUUAGCCUUUCUUUCUCUCAUUGAAACACCCCUGACCCCAUCUUCCAGCUCUUCUCUUGAUUCAUUGGCUCAUUCAGCACAUCUCUCCAGGACACAUCCUUGCAUCAGGUAAUAUGUUGAUCUUCUAGGUGUGCCAGUGAGCAGUGAUUGUGAUUUCCUAGAGGUAAUUGUGGUGGUGUGUUGUGUCCCCCAAUAUACUAUGUCUCCCAAUAAAGUUUACCUCAGUAUCAGAGAAAAACCCAGCUACUAUAUUAACAUAGAAGUCAGGCAAUGGUAGCACACACCUUUAAUUCUAUCACUUGGCAGGCAAGGAUCUGUCUGGAUCUCUGUGAGUUCAAGGCCACACUGGGGAACAGAGCCAGGCAUGGGGAUACAUGCUUUUAAUCCAAGCACUAAUCAUAGAGGUCUGGAGGUCUGUACAGACAGAUAGGAAGUGACAGAGCUUGGCAGGAAGAGGAAGAGAUGUAGCUGGGCUGAGAGAGCAAAUGAGAAAACAGAACAGAAAGGCAUAUAGGCAUGGUUAUACAGGAGCAGGUCUCUUUGGAAGCUGCGGAGUUGGUGAGGUGAGGUUAGCUGUGGCUUUCCCUAUUUCCCUGAUCUCUCAGGUUUUCACCCCUGUAUCUGGCUCCGUGUUUUUUAUUUAAUAAGACCAUUUAGAAAUUCAUCUAGGGGCUGGAGAGACAGCUCAGAGGUUAAGAGCACUGACUGCUCUUCCAGAGGAUCCGGGUUCAAUGCCCAGCACCCACAUGGCAGCUCACAACUGUCUGUAACUACAGUUCCAGGGGACCUGACACCCUUGCACAGGCAUAUACACAGGCAAAAGAUCAAUGCACAUAAAGAUAAGUAAAUAAUUAAAAAAAACAACAAAAACCAAAAACAAACAAACAAAUAGUCUACAGGUACUUAUAGUAAGUAGGUGGCCAGAAGACAGAGGUGGCCAGACCUCUGUGUAGCUAUGGUCCUUUCUGAGAUUCUGAACCAGGAGCUUCCAUCAAACCAGAGGCAAUCUGGAAGAUGACUUUUGAGUUGGAUUCUGCAGGAUAGAUUAGAAGUGAACACUGUAUGCCCUGAGAGAACAAGAAAAAGGAUCAAUCAGGACUGAAUGUGGAACAUACAAUCUGAUAGUUUGUUGAGUAGUACAAUGUUACAUUCUGAUGAACAUAGGUAAGUAUUUUGUCUUGUUAAGAGUGCAGGCUCAUCAAAUCCAUGUUUCCCCACAGGUGGGACACAAUCUCUUUGCACUGUCUCUUGUUCUUGCCUCAGAGCCUGGCCUGGAUACAUGACACCAGCCAGCUCCUGAGCUCGCUGACUUCUAUGUUGGUUGGUCCAGUAGGGUGUGCUGACUCCAGAUGUCCCAGGUGGGGAUAUGGAUGGGGGCAAACAAGGGGCAGCAGAGAGCCGUAAGAAUUGUUUUUUACGUAUGCUUGCUUUCUGGGGAAGGGGAGGUUAAAAAAAAAGUCUGCAGCAAUGCUAUCUGUUGUCUGUUUAUUUACACACACACACACACACACAUACACACACACCACACACUUCUUUUUCUGAUUCCUUCCCUAGGAGGUCAACUUGGGCCAGCUUUGUCCAAACACCAAGGUGUAGUGCUUUGCUCUGCAACUGUUCCUUCUAGCUAUGAUACCCUCUCUACUAUGAUCUGUCUGACUUUUUAACUAAAGUUAGUUGCUCGGAGGCAGCUACCCCAGGAGUCCCGUGAUAGACUUGGGCGCUGUCACCGCUGCUUCUCAGUAAGCAAAUCUUGGGUUGCUAAAGUGUCCUUGAAUUAUCUGUAUUUGAAUGCGGGUGUCUGACUCCUGUUGAGACCCUGUAGGGAUAGGAUAGCCUUCCUCCUCUGAAACAACAUUGUCAUCUAAGCUGCCACUGCAGUGGUGACAAGCUACCUGUGGGUACCGAGCAUCUGAAAUGUGGCUCCAAUUAAGGUGUGUAAGAAGAGAAAAAUACAGACUACCUCCAAAAACUUGGAUUAAAAUAAAAAGAAGAAGAAAGAAGGGUUGCUAGUUCAUUUCCUGCUGCCCAAACAGUCCCACAAACUGGGCCAAUAGAUGUUUAUUCAGCUUACGAUUCUGGAUGCUGGGAAGUCUGGGGGUUUGGGGCCACAUCAGUAAUCCUCAGAGGGAUACACAGGUACAAAAUCACCUCAUGAUGAGCUACAGGUGAACUUGGAGCCCAGCACUUUCUAGAUGAGAAAACAGAUGUUCUGGUGACUGUGCGACUCUUUGCUUUUAGAACAAUUUUAAACGGCCUCUGUUUUUGUUGUCUUCCUUCUCCAAACCAGACUGAAACACACUGAGGAAAGUUUCAAAAUAUAUUAAACCUUAAGUCAGUAUUAAACUUCAAAGUGGUUUGUCAAUAUCCAAUUUUCAGACAUAAUAGGACAUGGAAACUUGGCAGGGUAUGCUGCUCAUCCUGGGCAAAGGCCAGCGUUUUCCGGCCCUUGAAUCUAACCAGCUCUUCAUUGGUUGUAGAAUCAACUGUGAUUGGUAGUUUAUGAACACAAGACUAUACCCAUCAGUGAGUUCUUAGCCAGCAGGCCAGACACGAUCCACUUCUAUCCAAGCAAACAUAGAAUCGGUAGGACCCUGGGGAGGCUAAAAGACAACCCCCUAACUUCUACUUCCUGGUCAAAUAGGGUACAGUCAGGAGGAGGAGAGAAAAUCUGAAUGUCAAGGCUGGGCAGCCAGGAUUCCAAAGUGAGGUGUCUGCUGAGCCCCUGUUAGCAUGCCAGUUGGGGGUGGGGGUGGGGCAGGAAAAUGUCUACCUCACACAGGGAUUGGGAUAAAGUGACCAGGGCACAGCCCCCACUGCCAGCCUUUUUUGAGGAGACAGUCAGAAAUAAGGAAACAAUAAAAUUAGAACAAAAACGAAAUAUCUGGGGGCUAAAGAGAUGGCUCAGCAGUGAAGAGCCCUGGCUGCUCUUCUAGAGGACCUGGGUGAGAUUCCCAGCACCCACAUCUAGGUUCACAACUGUAAGUAACUCCAGUUCAAAGAGAUCCACCACCACCCCAGCUGGCACCAGGCACCCAGGUGGUACAUAGACACACAUGCAGGCUAAACAGCCAUACACAUAAAACAAAAAUAAAUGAAUAAAAUUGAAAAACAAAACCCCCACGAAGUGACCUCAGAGAAAACAAUCAAAUCUAUUCUACUGUAGAUACUGCUGGCCAUUUCCCCAGAAGCCAGCAACAGGCAGAUUUUUGCCCCUUUGUGACCUGCUCUGGGGCCACAGGAAGGACAUCUAGGGUCAGGGGAAGUAACAGGAAGAGGAAACGACUGUUUAUGAAAGGACUCUUGACCCCAGAACAGUGCAAACACAUCCUCACAUACCACAUGGCUGCAUGGCGCGCACACACGCAAAGUAUUGAACUUUGACGCGCACACACGCAAAGUAUUGAAUUUUACCAACGACUUGGCUAUAUGGGUUUGGAAUCGGACCCACGUUUUCUAAAACCUUAAUUUCUACUUUUGAUUUAUUUAUUGAUCUACUUCCUAAGGGGUUCCUUACUAGGUCCUGCGUGACAUGACUCUUAAUCCUUUUAAGCAAGUCCAAGGGAAAAAGCAAGAGAAGAUUUGUCAAGAGCCCUCUCCGUGGAUAGAGAAGUAGGAGUCAAAUCUACCCUCAAGAAUUCUCUUUGCCCAGACAAAUCGGGGUGUGGCCUGCCUUGGCCGCCAGGAACUCCUGAAAACAAAACUUCAGAAGUCUCUGGGAUGAAAAGGAGGGGAUGGGAAGGGUGGGUUGGAGAAGGGUAGGGACGCCGCUGCCCGAAGCUGGGGCAAGAGGAAGCAGGGGACUGGGAUCUGGGGAGUGUCAAGGCCACGAAGGGCUAAACUGAGCUGGAAAGGCUUAGGAACCCCUAAUCCGAUGAGGGGCUGACGGGGUAGGCAAUCAAGUACAGGCCCUAGCUGUCAGUCUGACAGCGGCCCAGAGACCUGGGGGUGGGGUGACUGUAGGGAAGGGGCGUCAUCUCUGUCGCCACCACCCUCUCCAGUGUGUUGGGCUGUGCCUGGCCACCGUUUUUGGUUUUUUUUCUUAUUUCGGUCCCACCCCUCUGGCCCCUCUAGCCCGGCCCCUGCGCCUCUGCUCGGCACCCCGGCGCGGAUCCCUGGGUUGGUCUGGCCUGGGCCGUUGACGUCACCACCAAGUUUGCUGUCCUUCGCGUCCCACGUGUGGCGGUAGCGGCCAAGGAGGCUGCGGGGAGCGUCUCGGAGCACAGUGGCAGCGACCGAUGACAGGUCCCGAGCAGAGGGUCCACUCCAGGCGGCUCCCAGCUGGGGCCCCAGAGGAGUGGGUAGACUUCCGGAGCGCCCCAAGAGGCCAGAAGGCUCGAGUUCCACUCAGACAGAGGGGCUAAGGGGGACCUUGCUCUGUGCUGAGACGAUUUGAGCCAGGACUCCGAGCGCGCUCCUGGGAGGGCCAGGACAGCAGAGCAGCCAGCGGCUGGGAAAAGGGUCACUCGCUUUGUCCGGAGCGCACACAGCUCUGCGGUCCGGGAGCCCCGCGUCCCCUCCACAGGAACCCAGCCAAGGAUGCACGGUCGCUGAGCCCAGAUCCUCACCGAGUGGCUGCUCAGGACCCGGCUGAGCCCAGCGCCUUCGCCACCACCGCCGCAGAGACUGCCUUGUCCGGCGACUCUUGGGGGCCCGGGGCGCCGAGCUCUGCCCAGCUAGGCUCAGGACGGACUCGGGAGCACUUCAGACUCGAGACGAUGGUUUCUUAAGCACGGCCCCGAACCCCUUCCUGUCCCUUCGUCCGGAGCCCGGGACCCCGAGAAGGUCCUGGCUUCUGGUCCCUGCUCCAGCUCUGGCAGCCUCCCCGCGGGGCAGCUCUCCUGCACGCAGGGGCGCUCGGGCGAUGUGGCCGCAGGGCAGGGCGCGGGAUGGCAGGGCUCCCUGAGCAGUCCCGGCCUAGCAUGGCCCGAGCGUCGCCAGUCGCCUCCGGCUAGGAUGGCCCCCUCGGGCCCCGCCGGCGCCCAGCCCAGCCCGGCUGAGCCACUGUCGCGCAGCAUCUUCAGGAAGUUCUUGCUGAUGCUCUGCUCGCUACUCACUUCCCUCUACGUCUUCUACUGCCUGGCUGAGCGCUGCCAGCCCGGGUCAGGCCCCGUCGCGGGGGUCCCGGGGCGCGGCGUCCCUGCAGGACCGAGGGAGCUGGCGGCGUGGCCCGCGGGGGCGCAAAGGAAGCGCCUCCUGCAGCUGCGGCAGCGGCGGAGGCGCGGGCGGCCCGGGCCAGGCGACAGCGGCGACCAGGACGAGCAGAACCCCGGGCUGGCCGCGGCUCCAGGAGGCUCCGGGGCGGGAAGCAGCGUGGUGGAGGCCCAGUCGGGGACCCUGGCCCUUCUCUUGGACGAGGGCAGCAAGCAGCUGCCGCAGGCCAUCAUCAUCGGCGUGAAGAAGGGCGGCACGAGGGCGCUGCUGGAGUUCCUGCGCGUGCACCCCGACGUGCGCGCCGUGGGCGCCGAGCCCCACUUCUUCGACCGCAGCUACCACAAGGGCCUCGCCUGGUACCGGGACCUGAUGCCCAGAACCCUGGAGGGACAGAUUACCAUGGAGAAGACGCCCAGCUACUUUGUGACCCGGGAGGCACCCGCGCGCAUCUCGGCCAUGUCCAAGGACACCAAGCUCAUCGUGGUGGUGCGCGACCCGGUGACCAGGGCCAUCUCGGACUACACGCAGACGCUGUCCAAGCGGCCGGACAUCCCCAGCUUCGAGAGCCUGACUUUCCGCAACCGCAGCGCGGGCCUCAUCGACACGUCCUGGAGCGCCAUCCAGAUCGGCCUGUACGCCAAGCACCUGGAGCCCUGGCUGCGCCACUUCCCGCUCGGCCAGAUGCUCUUCGUGAGCGGGGAGCGGCUGGUCAGCGACCCGGCUGGGGAGCUGCGCCGCGUGCAGGAUUUCCUGGGCCUCAAGCGCAUCAUCACCGACAAGCACUUCUACUUCAACCAGACCAAGGGCUUCCCGUGCCUCAAGAAGGCGGAGGGCAGCGGCAAGCCGCACUGCCUGGGCAAGACCAAGGGUCGCGCGCACCCCGCCAUCGCGCGCGAGGUGCUGCGGCAGCUGCGUGACUUUUACCGGCCCUUCAACCGCAAGUUCUACCAGAUGACCGGCCGCGACUUCGGCUGGGAUGGAUAGCAGAUAUAAUUUAAAAAGAAAAAAAAAUAUCAAAAUAUAAUAUAUUUUUUUACCAUUCGGUAGAGGAAAGACAUUUUAAUAUUUGUGUGUUAAGUUUGUGUUGCAGUAGUUUUUUUUUCUCCUGUCCCCAUGGAUAACCUGCAUCAAACUUGCGCAUGGCAGAAAAGGAGAUUUCAUGUAUCUAAGCCCCUCCCAUCUUCAGUUUGUUUAUGUUCUGAACACUCACUCAUUCGCAAAGGAUAAGCACCGAUCCCCACUAAACCUUUUAAGAAAAUCCCCAGGGUAAACCUCCCUUCUGUUAGGUACAGAAACCUGACAGAAUUGAGACCUGGCUUUCCAUUUCUCUCUCUUUCUCCUGUGCCACUUUUUCUCAUAAGUCAUUUCUCAGUUAAUGACACUCUGUGUAUGCACAGGGCAGUUUUCAAUUGUAGCUUUGAUCCUUACACUACUGUGGCAAGCUUGUGGUGCAUUUAUAGAGAUCACCAUUUUCUAUUUUAGAGGUAAGGGAAACAGUCUCAGGGAGGUUGAAUGACUUAUCUUAAAGCCAGCCGGAUGGUGGAUCCUGUCUGCCACUUUUUCUCUAUUUUAUGACUGGGGUAGGGGGUGGGGUUGAGACACCUGGGGCUUUAGAAGCUCUGGGGUGACCCCAAAAGGGCAGAGAGGGUUUGUUACUGCCAUCUGAGUUCCAGGCUGCCCUAUGGAACACACAGCCUCAUUACAUAGCUGUAUUCAUGGAAGUCACUGAGAUGGGGACACAAGCCCUCUGGGGAGCCCCUCUUGCCUCUUGGCUGAUCAAAGCAUGCUGAGACAAGGAAAUCUGACCCAUGGGUGGUCAUCUGAGUUCCAGAGAAAUCACCGAAUUCUUCUAUUGAGGGAAGAGGGGCAGAAACAACUAGGAGGGUAGCAGAGUGCCACUCUCCUUGUUUUUGAAAGAAAAUCUCCCUGUCUUUGUAGUAUCUCAUCUCCGACCUCGGUUAAGAAGCCUUUCUGGCUUCCCCCAGUUUUCACAGACUGAGACCUGUCACUCAGUCACUUUACCCGCCUCCUCAUUUCCUACUCACAUGGGUUAUAACCUAAUGCUCAUUCAUGAUUGGAAAACAUUCUAAGAAACACAGUUGCGGACGCGACCCCACCCCUUCUUGCCCACCCCCUGUCUAAAUGGCUCAAAUGAAUCAAUAGUGUAUUGAGAGGACUCCUUGCUCUCUGAGUGGGUAUUAACGAGAUUAGCAUUAAUGGGAAUUAAAUUGCUUUAGCGAGGAGCACAUACACACUGAACAUAUAAAGCAUUCAUAAUUACUCCGUCAGCAGCAUCCUAUUACAGGUUUAAGAUCAAGAAGAAAAUACCUGCUGUUCUAUCAAUAUUUCAUCUACUAAAAUUUAAAGGGCCGGAUACUCUAGUCUACGAAAGCAAUAGUCUGCUCUUCUCUGCUGUCAAUCAAGAGAAGCUAAGUUGUUUUACAAUACGCUGGGUGACUGUAAGUUUGUCAUAGUGCCCCAUCAGGGAUGUCCAUGUCUCUUAAGAAAAGGAAUAUGGGGUUGAAAGGAAGUGAGGACGUUCUUUUAACUUUCUACGUGUUUUGUCAUCUUCAGGUUCAUUUGUUAAUGUCCCGUUUAUGGGAUGUAAGCCCCAAACUCAGGUCACUUUUUCCGCUUGGUCUCCUUCACUUCAGUGCCCUCAGCCUUCAGUGGCACAGUCUAUUUUCAGUGGACGUGCGUCCUCACCAGCAGCCACAAGAGACUCAUGUUAAGCUCUGCUCAUCUUUGAAUUUGUUAUGUUUGUGCUUCUGAAUCUUUUGUAUUCCUCUCCCUGCCUGCCAUUAUGCAAAAGCGGCUUGCACAAAACCAGAAUUGUAUCUAACAGCUGCACUCAGUAACCUUCCUCUUUUCCCAGGGAAGGGAUAAUAAAAGAACAAAAUCUGAGUGUGAAGGAUCUCUGGCUUGUAGCUGGUUUUGUUCGGAUAAUUUAAGAUAGGAAUCAAUGAAAAAAGAGUCGUCCAGGCAAACUUUCAAACUUGUGAGUGUCCCUAAAGGUGUCUGAAGUUUUGAAUCUUGGGCUAAUGGAUGAUGAACAAGACUGGGGUUCUCUCAGUUUCACUGAAGACAUGGGGCAGAAUGCUUCUGCCUUCAGUGGAGAGCGCACUCCUGCUGUGAAUGGAAUUGGCUCCCAUUUAUGCUGUCCAUUUAGCUACACCAAACAAUAGGCUUUGAUCUCAGGUGGAACAGGAGGGCCCUCCUUCCUUAAGCUGUCUUCUGUGAAGCCAUGUUCACCACCCCUGUGCUUUUCUUUGGGCUGGGACAUUAUCAGGGACAGCAGCUUCAGGAUGAACCCUUAGCUUCUGGACCAUGGGUACAGCAUCUGAGAGUAUCACUCAGCACCUGAGAUCCAUUGAUCUUAUUCCA